AUGUUAUUGUGCUUUACACAGUUAUUCAGCCUACAGUUCUUGUUUCCCUGCUCUCUAGUUGUUAUAAACGACACUGCAGCUUAUAUCUGCGGUAGAUUGUUUGGUAAAAGAAAGCUACUAAACAUUAGUCCCAAGAAGACUAUGGAAGGAUUCGUAGGCGCUGGCAUUGUAACAGUGUUGAUUGCCUUCAAGAAUACAACUGUUUAUAAUCACAUCCAAUUCCAUGGUAUGGUAAUUGGGAUUUUUGCUUCUAUUGUUGCGCCUUUUGGAGGAUUCUUUUCCAGUGCUGUUAAAAGAGCAGGAAAGAUCAAAGACUUUGGACAAUGGAUUCCAGGCCACGGCGGCCUUUUAGACCGCGUGGAUUGUCAGUUAUUCAUGGCAGUGUUUACGUUUGUUUAUUUCAAAUACAUUUCAAGCACAUAA
Mucor mucedo is the source of this 423-nucleotide messenger RNA. RefSeq names its product phosphatidate cytidylyltransferase. The record is from RefSeq and is a predicted model, not a curated record. NCBI's taxonomy places the organism in Eukaryota, Fungi, Mucoromycota, Mucoromycetes, Mucorales, Mucoraceae. Gene Ontology annotation, molecular function: phosphatidate cytidylyltransferase activity. The transcript is spliced from 3 exons. The coding region runs from base 1 to 423 and encodes 140 amino acids. Gene Ontology annotation, cellular component: endoplasmic reticulum membrane.